AUGUCUUCGAGUGCUGAUACUCGGGUUGUGGUGGCCAUCGAUUUUGGAACCACCUAUUCCGGAUUUGCGUAUGCUCAUAAAUCGAAUCCCGGUGAAAUCAUUGUACAAGAUUAUUGGAAAGAUUUCAGUGGGUAUUUCAAAACACCGACGGUCAUAAAAUAUGACGAUUCCUACACGAUGGUCGAAUCAUGGGGACUACCAGCAUUAGCAAAAAAACCUAUUAGUCGAAGGCAACCUCUUCAACCUUCAUCGAAACCUAUCGAAUUGUUUAAAUUGCAUCUACUAGGAAGGUCGUUGAGAGAUAAGGACAAACCAACUUUACCGGAUGGAUUAGAUUACAAGAGAGUUAUUAAAGACUAUCUGGAAAAAUUACGUUUCGAUGUUGAAAAAAACGUGAAGAAUCAUUGGUCAACGUUGGAUUUCUACAAGCAGGUUGCCAUCGUAAUGACGGUUCCCGCGGAAUUCAAUGACAAUGCAAUUUCAAUAAUGCGUGAAUGUGCAUUUGAGGCAGGGUUGAUCAGAGAAAAAGAUAGUGAAAAUUUGACAUUUACAACGGAACCUGAAGCUGCAGCAAUUCAUUACAUAAGUUCUCUAGAAAGGGAAUACCAUUUGAAUCCGGGAGAUUCGUUUAUGGUAGUUGAUUGCGGUGGGGGCACGGUGGACUUGACAGUGCGAGAAUUGUUAGAUGACAAUCAAUUGGUUGAAAUAACUGAACGUAAAGGUGAUUGUUGUGGUUCAAGUUAUAUAGAUAAGGCGUUUAUCGAAUUUCUUGGUAAUAAAAUGGGAAAAUCGACUAUCGAUACUCUAAAAAAGGAUUAUUACCGUUAUCUGCAGUACAUGGUGCAAGAAUUUUGUAAGAACGUUAAAUUUCGAUUCACGGGAAAAGAAGAAGAUUUUGAUUAUUCCGGCAUUGACCUGGAUGAUUACGGGACAAUGAAAUUAUGCGUUGAGGGUGAAGAAAAGGAUCAACUGGAAAGAGAUGAAUGGUUGAUCAAUAUUGACUUUAAUGACGUCAAAGGAAUGUUUGAUCCGGUGAUAGAAAGAAUUAUUGUAUUGGUGAAAGAUCAGUUGUUACAGUCGAGACAGCGUGAAAAAAAGGUUUCCCUAAUGUUGCUGGUGGGUGGAUUUAGCGAAUCCGAAUAUUUGCAAACCAGAAUUAGACAAGAAUUUUCAAGUGUGGUGCCAAAUAUCUCUGUGCCUCUUCGGCCUAUCAUAGCUGUAAUGAAAGGAGCUGUAAAAUUCGGUCUGUCGGAAAAAACGAUAAAGAAUCGUGUGUUAAAGUGGAGUUACGGCACUGAUAUAUUGCGAAGAUGGAGAUCCAUCGAUCCGUUGCCACAACGACUUCCAAACGGGUACAUAAAAGUAUUUGAAAAACUUGCAGAACGUGGCAAGUCGAUUAGAUUAAAUGAGGAAGUUACCAAACGAUUUAAGCCGUAUUCGUCGAUUCAGGACAAAAUAUACAUGGAUAUGUAUGUUACUCCAUCCUUUGACGUGGAGUAUUUUGACGACCCCGAAAUGAAUUUGCUUCGAAAAUGGGAAAUUAAUUUAGAUAGUUAUGAGGAUGAUGUAACUUUUUUAUUAACCCUAAAAUUUGGCCACGUAGAAAUUUUAGCCACCGCGGUGAACGAGAAAACUGGUGUGACAAAAGAAGUCACGUUUAAAUAUGACCUAGACUAA
Molecule: messenger RNA, 1677 nt
Organism: Acaulospora morrowiae
Lineage: Eukaryota; Fungi; Glomeromycota; Glomeromycetes; Diversisporales; Acaulosporaceae
Source: the annotation of a GenBank genome assembly